GGCGACGUGGAUAGCUUGGCUCGCCAUCGACGGAUGGCAGCGGAUGGCCCGCCGUGAUUGCCGGGCCGUGGGUUGAGAUCUUGAGAGCUCGCAGCUAAUGGUGUUAUCUACGAUCGCUGCAUCUCGCCGUCUCCUCAGCAGAGUCACCGCAGACGAUGACUACCCUCGACGUCGCCAAAGCGCGCAAAGCGUUCCCCGCCCUCUCAUCUACUUUCAUUUACGCCGACAACGCUGGCGGCUCGCAAUGCCUCGCGGACGCCGCUGCCCGCAUCUCGGACUACCUUCUGCACACGAACGUCCAACUUGGCGCGGAUUACGCAGUCUCGGUUGCAAGCACCGGGCGUGUUGCGGCUGGCGCGGAGGCCGCACGGGAGCUGUUCAACGCGGAGAGUGUGGACGAAGUGGCGUUUGGGAGCAGUGCGACGAUGCUUGUGGAGAACUUGGCGCGCGCGAUGGAGAUAGAUGUGCAUGCGGGAGAUGAGCUGAUCAUCACUGGGGAACAUGAAGCGAAUGGAGGUCCAUGGAAGAGACUUGCAGCCCGCAGAGGAGCGACGAUCAAGACCUGGAACGCCUCGCACAUCUCUGCAUAUCCCAAUAACCCUUACGCGGUGUCGUUGCAACUGGACGAUCUGCUCCCGCUCAUCAGCACCAAGACACGGCUGGUCGCGUUCACCGGAUGCUCGAACAUCCUUGGAUCCAUCGUCCCGGUGAAGGAAGUAGUACAAGCGGUGAGAAGACGGGCAAAGGAGUUGGGAGCGGGAAAGGUUGAGGUCUGUGUGGAUUGCGUCGCGUACGCUCCCCAUAGACGGAUGGACGUUCGCGAUUGGGAUGUCGAUUACUGCGUAUUCUCCAUGUACAAGGCAAGUUAUUCGAUAUGGUUGCGAAGACCUACUGAGGUCCAACUCAUGCAGGUAUACGGCCCGCAUGCCUCGGUGCUCUAUACUCGCACCACCUCACUGAGACAAUCACUCUCGUCACUCGCACAUCACUUCCUUGCACCUCAAGUUGUAUUAAAGCCAUAUAAGUUGCAGCCCGGGGGCCCAGGAUACGAGGUUGUAUACGGAUGCACCGCCGUCCCGGUUUAUCUACGUUCGCUCACGCCUUCUUCAUCCCUCGAAGACGCUUUUGAUGCGAUUGCAAAGCACGAGCAGACACUCAUCGCUCCUCUGCUCGCGUACUUGCGCAGCAAGGAAAGUAGAGGGGUGAGAAUCGUGGGCGAUGAAGGAGAGAGUCUGAACAGGGUGCCGACCAUAAGCUUCGUAGUGAUCGGGAAGCGGGCGAUGAGAAGCAGUGAUGUCGUGCGCGGGUUUGACGAAAGGGAAGAAAUCGGCAUCCGUUAUGGACACUUUUAUGCCUACACCUUGGUGGACACACUAGAGCCGAGACUCGAGACGGAGGAUGGAGUAGUGCGGAUCUCUCUCGUACAUUACAACACGGUCGACGAGGUCGACAGGAUCAUUGAGACGCUGGAGGAGACACUAGCGUGAAUACGUUGGCAGUGGGUGGUCGUUAAAUAUUUUUAAGUGCGCAUUAUGGAAUGAUAAUUCCGUCGGAGUGAGAAGGG
This is a messenger RNA of Laetiporus sulphureus 93-53, 1564 nucleotides long. RefSeq names its product PLP-dependent transferase. The transcript is spliced from 3 exons. The coding region runs from base 156 to 1487 and encodes 443 amino acids. NCBI's taxonomy places the organism in Eukaryota, Fungi, Basidiomycota, Agaricomycetes, Polyporales, Laetiporaceae. The record is from RefSeq and is a predicted model, not a curated record.